CUGCUACACGUCUCAGAUCUAACGCUGACCUUCUGACUCUAUUCUCUCUCUCACUCUGUCUCUCGCUCUCUAUACGAUGACGUAACAGAACAAUAAGUGCUGGGUAACUUACUAUUCUCUCGCUUUGCAUCUACUGCAGUAUUCUCCCUCCAUUUAGAUGAGCGAUUGCUCCUCUAUUCUGAGCCUACUCCACUGAACAAUCAUGAGCAGGAAUAGUCUGGGAGAAUCUCUCGUCGGAGGUAGGAAUGCUCCGCCGGGAUCGCAUUCCCAGCACCAUAGCCGAGGUCACAGUUUAAACGGCUUUUCCAGAGACACCGACGAGAACUUGGAUCUCUUCUCCAAGAACCGCCGCAAUCUCUCUGUCGCCACUUCUGACGAAUCUUCCAAUGUUUCGGCGAAACUAGGAAGACUUUCCAUUGUAUCAGCCAAACUGUUAAAGAGCGGGGUCGAUGAUCUAUUGUCUUCCAUAGAUGGAGGGAAGCAUGAUUAUGACUGGCUUCUCACUCCUCCUGAAACUCCUCUCUUUCCAUCAUCCGAGGCCAGCGAGUCACGACCAACUUCAGCGGCUCCAAGAAGCAGUUCCUUGGCUAGAUCAGUUUCUACUACUAAAGCCUCAAGGCUUUCUACCUCACAAUCAGAGAACUACCAUUCCACUAGACCAACAAGAAGCAGUUCCGCGACUCACUCCUCUAUCUCGUCUUCACAAUUUAGUACCCAUUCGUUAAACAGAUCAUUUUCAAUCCUGAAUACAAGCUCAGCUUCAGUUUCAUCUUACAUCAGACCAUCCUCCCCACUUACCCGCUCUCCAUCUACAGCAAGGCCUUCCACGCCAUCUGCUCGCCCAACCACUUCACGUCCUUCAACUCCAUCCAGAGUUCGUCCAGCCCCCACCAGCUCUUCUAUUGACAAGACUCGCCAAUCCCAAAACUCAAGACCCUCAACUCCAAGUUCUAGGGCACAAAUUCCUGCAAACUUGAAUUCCACUGCUACUCGUUCAAAUUCUCGUCCAUCGACUCCCACACGUCGGAAUCCAGUACCUUCAGUGACACCUACCUCAGGUCCUUCAACUUCAGCUGGACGUGUUCUUUCAAAUGGGCGUACACCUGCACCGGCAUCCCGACCAAGUUCCCCAGGGCCCCGACUCCGAUCUCCACAACAGCCAGUUGUUCCUCCUGAUUUUCCUCUUGACACACCUCCAAACCUUAGAACAACUUUUCCAGAUAGACCACUCUCUGCUGGUAGGUCCCGACCAGGUCCGGCAAUCGCCACAAACGGAAAUUCAGAAACUACGGGCUCAAGAAAUGUGCCAAGAAGACAUUCAUCACCAAUUAUCUCAAGGGGAAGAAUCUCAGAUGCCCCUGGAAAGGGUUGUGUUCAUUCCAAUGGGCAUGUGGCUGACGUGUCUGAGCCUCGAAAAGUUUCACACACGUCAGAUUUGGGAAUGCGGAGAUCUGCCAAGUCAUCAUCAACUGUCACAGAGAGUACUGGGUUUGGAAGGACAUUAUCAAAGAAGUCUUUGGAUAUGGCACUCAGGCAUAUGGACGUAAGAAAUAGAACAGGAACAGGAAGCACUCGCGUACUUUCAAGCACCACUCUUUUCCCUCAGAGCAUUCGAUCUGCUUCCAAAGCCCAAUCAGGCCGUUCUACAAGUGAUCCAGAAUCCAUUAAUAUUGGAGAUAUAUGGGAGAAUGGAAACCACAGUCCUGCAGAAAUCAGAAGUGAAUCUAUUGAUGGAAGGUACUCGGCAAAAUUGAGUGAAGUUGACAUCUAUGAAAGCUCCCGUUAUGAUGCCAUAUUACUCAAAGAGGAUUUACAGAACACCAACUGGCUGCACAGUAUUGAUGAUAAAUCUGAUCAAGGGCCAACCUUUGAUAAUGGAUUUGAGUCCCUGCCUGAACCGUUUGGCCCAUUAUAGCAUAAGUUGAGGUUUUGCUUUAGAUAUUUAUAAAAAUUGUUUUUUAUUCUCGUAAAUUAUGUGCUUUACUACUAAAACUGAUACAAGCGAAAUAAGGGGCAGUCCGUGGGCAGUAGGGUGUAUAAAAUCAUAAAAUAAAUUUUUGAAUAAAAUUGGUUUCUGUUUUUCCGAAAA
This is a messenger RNA of Manihot esculenta (cassava), 2089 nucleotides long. RefSeq names its product mucin-5AC. Gene Ontology annotation, biological process: cortical microtubule organization. Gene Ontology annotation, cellular component: cortical microtubule. Lineage: Eukaryota; Viridiplantae; Streptophyta; Magnoliopsida; Malpighiales; Euphorbiaceae. The coding region runs from base 203 to 1915 and encodes 570 amino acids. The transcript is spliced from 5 exons. The record is from RefSeq and is a predicted model, not a curated record.